AGGAUUUCAGUUCUCCAGUCGUACGGUUCGCUCGUUUUCAAAGUGGUCGUGAUUCGCGCGUGAUUCAAGAAAUUCAUUAAUUAUUACGAUAUUUGGAUGUUGACUUGUGGCUCGUGACACAAACCUUUCGUCCAAAAUUUGGUGAUACAGAACAAAACCAGAACUGAUUAGUUUUCGAAUAAGGAACUGCGUUUUCGUUCGUCAAACAGCGUGUCCGAUCGAGUGGUCCUGUUGCUAAAGACUUUCACCGUCACUUUUCUGUUCAAUUAUUUUGCAAGUUGGCGGAUGGAAUGGUGUGUUGGACAGUGAACGACGAAAAAGCUGUUUUGGAUUCAGCAACCGCCAUUGGUAAUAAAAUGGAAGUUCAACCCAACGCUAAAAAAUGUAAAUUCCAAGAUCAGUCGGAAAUGAAGCUGCCAUCUCUUCCGGCAGAUCCGUGUCCGGAUUUGCGUCCUUUCUGCCAUCAGGUCGGAGGGCAUACCCAAUUUUUACAGCUGGAUCAAUCCACCGUUUGCAAGCCUCUCAUCCCUCGGGAGUUGAGUUUUUAUCUGAACGCACCACCUGAUAUUCGCACCUUCACACCCAAGUGCAAAGGUGUGAUCCAGACGUGGCACCAAGAAGGUCGUCAAUAUUGGAAACGAUUCGCCAUGGAUGAAAUCAGCGUCACGGCCGAACAUUCAGAAAUCUCGUCCCAUCCAAACACCCGUCACGAUGCGCCAUUGAGGAUAUCCCUGGCUGGCCAUGAAGCCAUUUCUUACCAUCCAGCACACACCUACACUGAUGGAUCAUCUCAAUUUUUUAUGAUGCUGGAGAACGUAGCGUCCGCAUCGAAAUUCGAGCGUCCCUGCGUACUGGACUUGAAGAUGGGCACCAGGCAACACGGUGACGACGCAUCCGCCGAGAAACGGAACCGGCAGAUGGCCAAAUGCGCAGCUAGCACUUCCGCCUCUCUCGGACUCCGACUCUGUGGCAUGAAGGUGUACGAAGCCACAUCGAACAAGUUCUUCGUCCAGGACAAAUAUUUUGGACGGAGACUCGAUGCAGAUGGACUACGGAAGGCGUUGGUCCAGUUUUUUGCUAGCGGUGGGGCUCGUCGUGCUGGAAUUAUUGGAGCCAUCCUGGAACGUCUGAGGCUUCUCCGCAAAGCUAUAGAACAGCAGGACACUUUUCGUUUCUAUUCGAGUUCCUUGUUGAUCGUCUACGAAGGAUGCGAUGAAAAUUGCGAAUUUUAUCUCGGUCGCGAUUACCAUUUCCUCUGUCCUCCACCUGCUAGACGAUCUAGCGAGCCGGAGACAGCUGAUAAUGUUAGUUGUUACAAACCAGCAAGAUCCAGCUCAGACGUCCAAAUUCCACGACUAAAUGAAGUGGCCAUUCAAAGGCAAGUGUCCGUCGCAGACACUAACGAUUGUUACUUGACGGACAGCUGUGAAACUCAAUGUUUUGGUACCAGUCCACAAUCCGUUGACAGCGGUCUUGAUUGCCUCAUGAUGGAGCAAACGUCAUCGCUGUCCAGCACCAAUGAAUGCUGCUGGAAGGGUGUGAAUGGCCAGAGUCGUUACGUCGGUUCGUUUAAGUCUAUUUUAAAGAAUUCGACGACGAGUUACGAAUGCGACAAUUCAACAGAUAGCACAGAUAGCGGAGUUUUCUCAUCGCCAGUGGCUAAAAAGCAAUUGAAAAAGUUGAAGAAACGAUCGACGACAUACACGGACAGCGAAGAAGAAAGCGAUGCAAUGUGGCAUCAUGACCUGGAUGAUGGCCAGCACGUUUCGAUGGAAUUGUCUGGCGAAGAAGAUGGUGAAUUGACGCCCGUGCUGGAAGUCAGCCCGACGGAAGAGUUCACAGCAGAUGGAAGCCAAACUAAACGACCAGUGAUGGAUGAAGACAAAGUGAGUCCAGCUAGCAAGGCGGAUAAUUGCUGGGCAGAUUGCGUCGAUGUCCGAAUGAUCGAUUUCGCGCACACGACAUUCUCCGGCUACCUAGGGCUGGACGAAAGGGUCCACUGGGGACCCGACAACGGAUAUCUUUUCGGUCUUGAAAAUUUGACAGACAUUUUGAGCGAAUUGCAAGGAUUUUCACUUCAUCAGAGAAACGCCUUAUCUUAUUGAUAGUUUGAAUUACGCAAUGUGUGGCACUGGGAGAGAUAAUAUUUUAAAACAAAUUCCAGAUGACAAUGAUGACGAACAAGUACAAAUAUGAUAAAAAGAAAAUCAGACCUGUAAAAAGAAAAUCCGUUAAAAUUUAGGAGAAUUUUAAACUUUCUUCACAACGUUGUUUUUACCAAAUUUCUUUCAGAAAUGUCGCUGAAGGGAUAUGUUAUUUGGCUAAUUGUAAAUAAUUUUGUACUAAAAAAAGAAUAAACACUGACAUGAAAGAAUA
This is a messenger RNA of Daphnia magna, 2376 nucleotides long. RefSeq names its product inositol hexakisphosphate kinase 1. Gene Ontology annotation, cellular component: nucleus; cytoplasm. Lineage: Eukaryota; Metazoa; Arthropoda; Branchiopoda; Diplostraca; Daphniidae. Gene Ontology annotation, molecular function: inositol hexakisphosphate kinase activity. The record is from RefSeq and is a predicted model, not a curated record. Gene Ontology annotation, biological process: inositol phosphate biosynthetic process; phosphatidylinositol phosphate biosynthetic process. Bases 291 to 2105 code for a protein of 604 amino acids. The transcript is spliced from 8 exons.